This is a messenger RNA of Didymodactylos carnosus, 573 nucleotides long. Lineage: Eukaryota; Metazoa; Rotifera; Eurotatoria; Philodinida; Philodinidae. The record is from the annotation of a GenBank genome assembly.
AUGUCUAGUUCGUGUAACCGAUUAGCAAGAGCUGAUCAAUCAGCGGGCGCGCAGGCAAAUGACGUUGAUAUCAGUCAUAUCGAACGAUCAGUGAGUGCAUUUCCAUCGUUAGCUGAGUCAAAGAGUAAUGCAACAUUAAUGUCAGAACCGACAACGAGCAAAAAAGAACAAGGGCAACGUUCUCAAUCACAUCAGCCAUUUGUUCGUCGUAGAGUAUUACAUUCAGUUGUACCAGAAUCAAAUUUUCUAACACCUGCAACACGGCCACAAGAGUAUGGUAAAAUUGGUCAACCAAUUAAAGUUUUCGUCAACCAAUUUAAAGUAACAGUUGAUAGUACUUUUGUUAAUCAAUAUGACAUUGAUAUACAAAUGAGUGGUCGCGAUAAAUCAUUACAUUUAGCCAAUAAAGAUGAACGCUGGGAAACAUUACAGCGUAUUGCAAAACGUGAAAAAUUUCCCGUCGUUUGGUACGAUGAAGGUGAAAAUCUGUAUACCCGUGCAAAUUUAGCAUGCUUCACAAAACCAUUCCAGAUAACAAUCAAAAAUAAUGAUGAAGAUAAAAGUUUUCAAUGA